GUUUAAAUACGUUUUUACUCAAAGCGUGUUCGGUUGAUUUUAAAAAUCAGAAUUAUAAUAAUACAGUCAAGAAUAAGAAGAAGUUCUGUAAAUAACAGACAGACAAAGCAUUUAAAUUUCAAACUUAUCUCGAAUUGAGAAAUAAAAGUCGUCCACAAUGCCUAUAACAAGUAUUCUCAAGAGAGCCACAAGCUACAUAUUAGGAAGUGGUGAGGAUGAAAUGACUAUCGAGGAUUUCAAUUAUGAGGACAAUGAGAUUUUAUUCUGUAAGAAUAAUGUGUGCGUACAUCCACCGCUUUUAGUACGUGAUCCUGAAAGUGACACUUGUCAUUUCUCCGGAUAUUUAACGCUAUGUACAAAGACAUUCAUAGAUCAACAUAAUUUAGCAAAACGUCCAACCUUAUUAUUAUCAUGGAUUCCCAACUCAACAUUAAGGAAAUGUCCAUUGGAAUUAGAAAAUUGUUCGCCACAUCACUUACCAAAAACAGCCAUAGCCGUACAAAAGAGAAUGCAAUUAAAGGAAGAAGAUGAAGACAUAACGUUUAAUCAUGCUAACAAUAACGGAAGUGACAGCAAGAGCAUCAACAGUAAUAACAACAAUAUUCAAAUUCAGAUGAUUAAUACAACAAAUCCCUUCCUAGAAAACUACGUGGACCCAGAAGAGUUGGCAUUACAGCAACAAAAGCAACAGGAACAACUGAAUUCAGUUCAGCCACCGUCAGACAGCAAGUCUAUGAACUUUUCCGAUUAUUCUGAGACUAUCAGCAUUUCAUCGAGUUCCGAUCAUGUAAGUGACUACAACAAUUGCUAUACAAAUACAGUUGCGACAAGUCAAGCACCGACAUACAUCGAGGAAGAUGAAGGAAUUAUUGACUCGACACAAGAUGAUAAUAUGGCAAUGAAUGACGAUGAAAGAAGUAAAAAUGAGAAAAAUGAAAUAGAAGACGAAGAAGAGCGUGAAUUAAAGGCUGAAUUAGAGCCAUUGCUUAACGAAGACGAAUUUUCGGAUCUAAAAACACUGACGCGUCAAACAUCAGCUCCUGUCUCAAAAUCAGCAGCGGCUCAUUUAUUAAAGAAUCUCAAACAACAUCAAUCGAUGACGUCAGUAAAUAUUACAAUCGCAAAUCCACAAGUUGAGAAUAUUGACGUACCUGCUGCGUCUGACAUUAAUGAUGACUCAACAACAAAGCAAAUUAUACGAUCUAUGUCAAUUUCAUCUGUGGAUGAAAAUAAUCCAAAUUGGAUGACGGCUGAGAUGUACGCAUAUAAAAAUAAUCUUAUGUUUCCAGAAAGUGUUAAUGCAUCACCAAUUGUCACUAGAAAGCAGAAUCAAGUUUCAUCGAAAUGUCGUCGAUUCUCUGUGGAUCUCAGUCAAAUGCGUUCCUUAAGAUUAUUCUUUAAUGAUGAACAAUGCACGUCAGGACAGCUCGUUAUUGCCAGUCGAGAAAGUCAGUAUAAAAUCUUGCACUUUCAUCACGGUGGAUUAGAUCAUUUGGCACAAGUCUUGCAUCAAUGGCAUUGUUUAUUGCAUAAUAUUAAGGCUUCGCCUGGACAUGAUGAAGUCAAUUUGCCGUAUCGUCAAUUUAUGGUCUGUCGUCCGGAAGUGCGAAAGAGUGAAUUGCAUCCUGAAGAAGGAAAAGUUCCAAAAAUUACAACUGAAUAUUUCUAUGGACAAUUGGUAAAUGAAAAGGGUCAGAUUGAGGAUGACUUGCAAUUAAGAAAAUGUGUCUUCUUUGGUGGACUUGAGAAGAAUUUAAGGAAGACAGUGUGGCCAUUCCUACUUCAUUGUUAUUCCACUAGUUCUACAUUCAACGACCGAGUCGCUCAAUCGGAAUUAAGAAAACGUGAAUAUGAUGAAUUGACUAGAAGACGACUUUACUCGAUGUCGCCAGAAGAGCAGGCCAAAUUUUGGAGAAAUGUUCAGUGUGUCGUUGAAAAGGAUGUCGUCCGAACAGAUCGAGGAAAUCCAUAUUUUGCUGGCGAAGGAAAUGUUAAUAUUGACACAAUGAAAAACAUACUGCUUAAUUUUGCAUUCUACAAUCCUGGAAUUGGCUACACUCAAGGCAUGAGUGAUUUAAUGGCACCCGUCCUAUGUGAAUUGAAAAAUGAAAGUGAAACAUUCUGGUGCUUUGUUGGUCUCAUGCAGCGUGCAAUUUUCGUCUGCACACCAACUGACAACGAUAUAGAUAAACAUUUAAAAUACUUACGUGAAUUGAUUCGCUUAAUGGUCCCUAAAUUCUAUGAGCAUCUUGAAAAGCACAACGAUGCCAUGGAACUUUUAUUCUGCCAUAGAUGGAUAUUGUUAUGCUUUAAACGAGAAUUUACGGAAGCCGUUGCUAUUCGUAUUUGGGAAGCUUGCUGGGCAAAUUAUUUAACCGAUUAUUUUCAUCUCUUCGUUUGUCUUGCGAUUAUUAGUGCUUAUGCUGAUGACGUGAUUGCUCAGGAUCUACGAACGGACGAGAUGCUGCUUCAUUUUAGUUCCUUAGCAAUGUACAUGGACGGACAAUUAAUCUUAAGAAAAGCUCGCGGUUUACUGUACCAAUUUAGACAAUUUCCAAAGAUACCGUGCAGUUUAUUAAAGUUAUGCAGACGAUGUGGCCCAGGGAUAUGGGAUAGUGCUCAUCAUCCUGCUGUAGAAUGCAUAGGACACGAGGAAAACGAAAGAUGUGCUUUAGCCGAUAACUAAAUCAAAUUCAAUACUACAAAUAUGAUAAAACUCACCAAUCAUUAUUUAUUGUUAUAAUCAAAAGUGGAUAUACCUACAUGACAAACGAAUUAUAUCAAAAAGCAAAAGUAUUUAGAUUAAUAAUACAAGGGAUAACAGCUGAAAAUCAAGCAUCAAAUUAAAAAUGUCAAAAUUAACCGUCAAAAUAUUUUCAAAUUUUUACCGUUGAUUUUUUAAAGAAUCUCAAAACCCUACAACAGUAAAAGAGUUCAAAUUUUAACGUCUAAAAAGAUUUAAAUCUUAAAACAAUACAACAGUUUUGAGUAUAUACAUUUGUAGGGUUCUGAACGAAAUUCUCUCAAGGAAACUGACAUACAUCGAGUAACCGACCUUUUCUGAAGCUGCUGUCCCUUAAUAAUACUACAAGAUAUGAUAAUUUAAUUAAAUUAACCACCAACACACACGACAUCUUUGAAUAUAAAUGUUUAAUCAAAAGAAUACAAUGUUUUAACGAGGAACAAAAAAAAAGUGACGAGACAGUCAUGUAAAGUUGUAUUUAUUCAAGAUAUACCUGAAAGUCGUUAAAUGCUACACUUUCAUAAUGGAAAAGAUAAAUAAAAUUUACGCUU
Chironomus riparius is the source of this 3294-nucleotide messenger RNA. Lineage: Eukaryota; Metazoa; Arthropoda; Insecta; Diptera; Chironomidae. The record is from the annotation of a GenBank genome assembly.